This is a messenger RNA of Linum trigynum, 7289 nucleotides long. NCBI's taxonomy places the organism in Eukaryota, Viridiplantae, Streptophyta, Magnoliopsida, Malpighiales, Linaceae. The record is from the annotation of a GenBank genome assembly.
AGUUAGAGUCGCUCUUUCAACUUGUUAGACUCAAUUACCCAUUCUAUUAUCACUAUUUUUCAUUCUUAAAUUGUUUUACCCUUCGUUUUAUCGUAAAAAAGUAAAAUUUACUUGUAUUUUUUUCGAAUAACAUGUAAAAAUGGGUCAACCCGCCCUGCUCCGUAACCACGCGGGUUUUACCCGCCCCGCCCCGUGGUAGCGUGGGCGGGGCAUGGGAAUUGAGGUACCCGCCCUGCCCCGCCCCAUUGCCAUCACUAAUCGCAUGGAGAAUUCUUGUUUGCUCUACUCGGCUUUGUAUAUAUUCGCUGCACGAGUACUGAACCGAUAUACAAAUUGAUCGCUAUCUAUGGAAAACUUCCGAAAGAGAGAAACGGGAAAUUGCUACGUACUGUGGGUAAAAAGUAAAAACCGAUACGUCUUUACUUAAUUACCAACUUCAACUUUUACCAAGCCCAAAGGCCAAAAGUGUGCAUAUAUAUUCGGAAAUGGCUGGCCGCUGUUUUGUCGUGAUGUGGUUCGUCUUAUCUUGCCAGCAACGUUGAUGACAAUGCCAGCGGCCAAUAAGAAGAGAGAUACAGACAUUGCCAAAUAAGAAGGUGAGUGUACAGCGAAUGGUUUUGCGUUUGAGUCGGAUAUUCAUUUCGGACAAUGGUUUGUCCUUAAAAACACACUCACAUUACAUUAGAAACAAAAGUGCAGAGAACAAAGCUCAACUUUACUAACUACCAUACAAAAACAAAGGCAAAAUCAACCACAUUCUUCCUUCUAACACUUAACCACACAAACUAGCUAUUUAUAUCACUAUCCGAAAUGAUCCAUGGAUGCCACUUGUGCAUAACCAUUUGUCGAAAUCGGGCUCUGCUCAAUUAGUACGAAAUUGUCUGCUUUGCGUCAAACCCGCACAGUUUUACAUUUGGGUAUCCUCCCCAAAAGACCUCGUACUAAUUGGGCUAGGUGGACGCUAAUAUACAAUGGUUUUUUAUUUCCUUUGUAUCUCCGAUGUGGUACUUCAAUGGUCCCAUAACAAUCCUCCCCUCAAGACAAAGACCACGUACAUCGUGUUCACUCCUCAGCGAUUAUCUUCAAUGGGUUUCUCGAUACAAGGAUUUUCCCAGAGGCAGAACUCUCUUUGAUAUUCUUUCCAAAUGCAGACCUUCCUUGAUCCGCAAAACAAACGUGGAUCUCUCCUGGAUCCACCAGACAGACGCAGAUCUCAAAUCCCGAGGUCAUCGAAUGAGGGUCCCACAAUACUAACGUCCACCGCCCCGAAUCCACCAAACCACACUUUGAUUCCACUUGUUGAAUCCGGAUAGCUCCAUUAGUACGGUAUUGUCCGUUUUGCAAAAAGCCUCGUACAAAUUGGGCUAGGUGGACACUCAUAUACAAGAGUCUCUUCCCUUGUAUAACCGAUGUGGUACUUAGAUUGUCUCAUAACACCAUUCCUUAACAACUCUAACAGGGCCUGAAUCUUCUGCAAAAGCUUUACUUAAGAUAGACUUUUCCCAGCAUAAACUCUUAUGCAUCUCUCCCGCCAUAUUUCACUGAUUAUGGCCCUCCAGAUCAACCGCCCUCUUACUGGAGUUUGGUUCCCACCUACAAAUAGAGAAGUUGCUAAUGCUAGAGACUCUGACCAGCAGCUCCCUAUUAGUGUGAAAGACUGGAAAAUAGCUUUCAUGAGACUCAGCGAGUAAGGGAAGCUAAAGAACAAAUGAUCCCUAGAUUCUUCAGCAGUCAAACAGAGAGCACACUUUAACCUUGUUAAAAGUAGCAAUCAUAUUGAGGAUAAACAACCAAGCAAUUACCUUGCCUCUAGGAGUGCAAUAAGACUGUCAAACCAAGUUGUACCAUGGAAUUGCUUCAUUCUUUGGUUGGACAGACUCCUAUACCCAUUUCACAGAAAUUACUACCAUAAGACCAUCAUCCCAUAACAAACCACCAGACCUAGUAUGGAGAUGCCCCUCAGCUAGAUGCUUAGAGUUUAGGACUUUCCUCAAUACCCAUGAACAAGUUAUGCUUGUUGAGAUGUCUCGGAUGGAUGUGUAACUCAACUGAUAGCUCCUAACCCAAUUUUUCCAAAGUUCCAGCUUUGUAGGUCUUUAUAGCCCAAUCCCCUUUCUUUUUUUAGGUUGAGCAACAAACUUCCCAAUGAUCUUAGCCUUUUCCCCUCUUCCUCUGAGUUCCAUAAGAAAUCUAAGCAUAUUUUUUCUACCAUUUGAUUACCUUUACUGGGAGCUGCAUGAUGCUCAUCCAGUAUUCAGCUAUAUUGGAGAUCACUACUGACACCAAUUGUAGUUUACCAAUAAAUGAGAGAGGCUUUACAGUCCACCCCUAACUCUGGCAGUGAUCUUCUCCAUCAAAGCUUUGCAGUCUCUAGAGUUCAGUUUGCUAGCACAAAAUACCUGAUGGGAAGUGUGCCUACUGGAAAUUCAGUUCCUUGAGAAUUGAGUUGUUGUGUACUCUUAUAAACUCCAGCACAAAAUACUUUGCUUUUGUGGGAUUGCACUUGAACCUAGAAACUUCGUAGAACAUAUCUAGGAUCCUCUUAGCAACCUGCACAGGCUCAUAGGUACCCUUAGUAAAGAUCAAUAAAUUGUCUAUAAAGCAUAAAUGUGAUUAUCCCAUCCUAUGGGUUUGGAGUGAGGAGGGAGCUUUUUAAGGAAAGCUGCUCUGUUAAUUAUGAAUGAUAGAAUUUCCUUGGAUAUGGUGAAGAGAUAAGGGUACAAACGGUCCCAUUAUCUCAACUCAUUCUUGGCAAGUAACCACAUAGUCCUCCAUUAAAGCAUACACUAAGUUUUGUAUUAGUAAGACAGAUCCUAAUCCAACCAAUAAACUCUCAAGAGAACUUCAUUGCUAUCAACACAGACUCCAAAACAACCCAAUCUACACUAUCAAACGCCUUCAUGACAUCAAUUUUAAUUGCACACCUUGGGGAAACAGUUUUAUGAUGAUAGAGUUUUACCAUUUCAUGAGCCAACAUAAUAUUAUCACUUAUUAGUCUAUCUUUUAGGAAGGCAAACUAAUUCAGACUAAUGACUAGAGGCAAGACUUCUUUAAUCCUAUUUGCUAAGCCUUAAGUGAUACACUUUCAAAGGAUGUUGCAGCAGGAUAUAGGUCGAAAUUGUCUCAUAGUCUCAGCAUUCAAAGCAAUAGGAAUAAGUGCUAAAGUAUGUAGAUUUACCUCUAAUAGUAGUCGAUUAGAAUAGAAGAAUUCUUGCACUACCAUGACUACAUCCUCACAAAAAAAAUUCCCAGUUAUAUUGAAAAAACCCUUAUGUGAAUCCAUCGGGUACGGGUGACUUAUCAUCUUUCAUGGAGAACAUAGCAAUCUUUACUUCCUCUCUAGAUACUGGAUCACAGAGUGGACCAGAUUUUUUUGCCGAUAGGUGAUGCAUAAGCAGUUGAGAGAUAAGAACAUCAUCCACCUUUUCACUUCUGAAUUUGCAGUUACAGUCCUUUGUAAAAUUAAUCGAUUCCUUGCUUCUGGUUUUUUAAUUCUAUUUAGAGGCCUAAAUCACUAUCCUCUUCUUCUGCAGAAAGUUAUGGAAAACUUUGGUGUUUAAUUCUCCAUUCUAAAUCCAUAAUAGUCUAGUUUCUGCCUAUACAGGUAUUCUUCUUCAUGUAGCACUGGAUUGAGCCUAUCCUAACUGUCAUUUAUAGCUUGGAAAGUGAUAGGAGAUGGGAGGAUCAAAGAGUUGUAAUCCUUCAAGUUGUCUUCUGUUUUUUGCUACUCUUUUUGAUAUGUUUGAGAAACAGGAUCUAUUAAAGGACUUGAUGCUUCUUGACUUCUCUUAGUUUUUAACAGACUAUGUACUUAGGAAUAAGUCUAGAAAUGAGACUGCCAAUAGUUAAAGUACUAUUAAAAGGCUUUGGGAGCUUAUCAGUCUAUGAUUCCGUCCUUACCAACAUCCCACAGUGAUCAGACAAUCCUGGGAGAAGGAGUUGAACUAACUCUGAUGUCGAGCUAGAAGGUUCCCUUGUCCAAUAAAACCAGGGCCCGUCAAAUUUGUUAUCCUCCAAUUCCAUAUCUUCAAUCCAUUUACAAAAAAUUUCCAUACUCAGUGUUUAGCCUGGGUUAUUAGAAGCUUCUAGGAGGUCUUUGAUGGCACUGAAGUCGCCAAGAACAAGCCAAGGGUUAAUGUCUGGCUUUAGGGGAGAUCUCUGGUACAUUUUGAGCCUCUCAUCAUCAUCAUUUGAACCAUAUACAUAAGUAAUUUUUGUAGCUACUUGACCUCUUACUUUCGGCGGAGUUGAACACAACACUGACUUCGGCCAGGUUCUUCUAUCAAUCUCCUAAAAAAUGCUUAACUCCUUACUCCGUAAACGGGUCACUGGUUGAUCUGAUCAGACCCCUUUUGACUGUCAUGGCUACCCCCUCACUCGACAUAGGCUCCAUGGAUAAAUUGGUCAGUUUUUUCCAAAACCACAAAGUUCAACUCCUUAUUCCAGAAAACUCGUACACGACACAGAUUAGAGUGCUCAUAGUUAUGAGAAAAUUCUCAACUAGCAAAAUCCGUACUGACUAUCUCUUUUGAUUUUCCUUCUUUUACCUGUGUGUUAAUAACACAAAAAUAUCUACUUUGAAUCUAGACACAACAUCCAAUACUUGCUUCUCCUUUUUGGAGUGAUUAAAUUCCCUCAUGUUCCAAACAACAACAUUAAACGCUUAUUUUUUGGGUUUGCAGGCCUCCCAGACUUUUUCUUACCUUGCUUCCUUUUACCCUUUCCACCGUCACCAAUAUGUCAUUAGUUGCAAGGGUUUGAAACUGGUUCUUCAUUGAUGUUAUACCAGCUAUUUCCUUUCCAUUAUUACCGGCGAUAACAGCUUGGAACUCAUUUUCAGUAAGCAGCUGAACCUUUGUAUCUACAUUGGUACUCUGCCAAUAAGUCAUUAAAAGAGCAAGGCCCAAACGAGAUUGGAGGCUCAAUAGGGAAAAUUAAUGGGAUAGCUCCAAGAAAGACUUUUAAGGCCUAAAUGAGUUGGUGCUUAUGGAUGAAUUCUUGUACAAGAAAGCAUCUUUAAUAUCCUUAACCCACGUGAGUGUGAGGCCAGCAAAGGAGGAAGAUUUGGAGGGUGAGUUCGGCAAGGAAGCGAGAAGUGGGUGCCCAAAUUUGUUAGCUUUUGACAGGUCUAUGAGGGGCGUCGCUAGAAGAACUAUGCGACUACUCGUACCGGAUUGGAGGAAAAAGAAGCGCAAGAAGCCGAGGAGUCAGCGCCUGUAUUGCACAAAAAAGGUGAAGGAAUGGGUGCAAUUGGUCAACCUUGAGAGCAAUAAGGUUGGUCUUAAGCGAGGAAGGGUAUGACAGAAACAUGAUUUAUUAAGGAAAUUGGGUUUCUAUCCUAUUUAUUAUUAUUAUUAUUAUUAUUAUUAUUAUUAUUAUUAUUAUUAGUAGGAUUAUUAUCAAUAUAUAGCUAGUAGUCUUUUAGUAGAAUUAGGUUAUUUAUUAUGUUUUCAUAUUCCGCUAUAAAUAUUUACUUGGCAAUAUUUAUUCAGAAUCAAUCAAGAAUCAAUUAGCACAAUAUCCCCUUAAAUCCUAAUCUAUCUUCUCUCAUUCUUCCUUAUUCUACCCUAGUUCUUCCUCAAUUCUUUUCUAAAUCUUUAAAUUGCUACAAUUUCCCGAUUUCACCAAUCCGAUCGAUAGAAUCCUAUAAAUAGGUUUCUAGCACAAUCGACAUUAUUAGAUGACAUUAUUAAUUAAAUAAGUCCAAUUUGUGAGGCGGGCAGGCGAAUAUAUUGCCAACAAUAUUCAUCACGCUCAUCACCAAUUCUGCAGGGACCGGAAAAGGAACAAACAAUUAGCGGAACAAUACACUCGAUUCAUUGUCGAAGACCCCACCGAUGGAACCCUAGAUCUCGAAUUGAGAAGAACAAUGGGUGAAAGGAAAUUAUUUUUCAGGCUUUAGGUUAGAAGAAGAGGAAGAACGAUGAUGGAAGAACGAUUGUGAAUUUUGGUCCAAAUAUGUUUUUUAAUUGAAAACCUACAUUAUAAAAGAAUUAAUUUGACAAAAUCCUACAAAUAAAAUUUCUAUGAUUUUGAACGAGGAAUUUGAGGCUAGAUCUCUCGUGAAAAUUUUCAUUCAAAUGACGCAUUAAUACAUUGUUGUGCUUCAUUUAUAAACAUAAAUAUGUACACAACCCUUGACGCUCUAACAUCAAUAAAAAUCAAUGAGAAUAAUAUUCGAGAAUUGAAAUAAAAAAUUUAAUUUAUAACAUAUAUAAAGCCUUUAAUAAUAAUAAUAAUAAUAAUAAUAAUAAUAAUAAGUAUUUUGACAACAAUGAUUUAUAGCGUUAGCUAUAUUAGAAUCAAUCAAUCAUCAAGUCAACUUAUUACGUGGAGGCUUAUCAUUGUAACCACCAGUUUUCGCAUUUGGACAAUCAUUUAUUACUUUUGCAUUAAUAUGAUAUGCAUAACUUGAUUUGCAUCAAUAUCCAUUGCAUAAUUUAAUCUUCAUUGUUGGUUGUAACUAAAAUAAUCAGAAUUUUUUAUUUGGGUUGUUGGGAUGAUGCUGUAAUUUUUCAUUCUUUGUUGUUUGUUUGUUUGGUGUGUGGAUUGUUAGGAGCAUCUCUAUACUUGAAUUAACGGGCUAAGAUGAAACUUUUACCUUUUUUUUAAAAAAAAAGGCUUUAUUUACCCGUAUAUCAUCAUCAGUGGCGGAUCUAGGGUGGCCACCCUGGGUCACGGCCCAACCCUCCUCUAAAUCUGGAACUAGUAGUCCUUAUGCGUUUAUCGAUUUUAGUCAUUUGGCCCAGUGUUCUUUUAUAAUAAAAUUGUGUGUAAUUAGGAAAAUGAGCAAGAUGAACAUAUUCAAAUCUUAACUCUAAAUUUAGUCUAGAAAUUCUAGCUCAAAUGAGUCUCGUCUAAAGAAAAACAAACAAUGAAAUCUAAAAUUCAAAAAGUCUAAAACGUAAAAAGCUAAAAGAAAUAUCAGAUUUGUUCACUUGAAAAAUCACUAGAGCAGGUGGUGGAAAUAGGGAUGGAUACACAAUACAAAUUGAUUAAUCGAUUGAUUUGUCUAGUGUUGACAUUGUCCGUUUCAACAGCUACUAUGGAGAGAACUUUUUCAACAAUAAAACAUAUGAAAAAUGAUUUACGCAAUAAAAUGAGCGAUGAAUUUCUCGUCGACUGGUUAACUAUUUUAUUUGAAAAGGAGUAGUAUGCGAUUAGUAUGGAUGUAGACUCAUUUAUUGAUGAUUUCACUAUAUUAAAAGAUCGACGUGUACAAUUGAUAUUGUAAAAAAAAUUAUAAUUUUUUGCGGUAUCUAGUUUUUUAAUGAAAUGCGGCCAGGUAC